Humulus lupulus (European hop) is the source of this 549-nucleotide messenger RNA. Its product is annotated as secreted RxLR effector protein 161-like. The record is from RefSeq and is a predicted model, not a curated record. Lineage: Eukaryota; Viridiplantae; Streptophyta; Magnoliopsida; Rosales; Cannabaceae. The transcript has a single exon. The coding region runs from base 1 to 549 and encodes 182 amino acids.
AUGGCUCAACUAGAGUAUGCAAGUACGAUUUGGAGUUUGAUAUACGUCGUUCAUUGUACUAGAGCAGAUAUUGCAUUUGCGAUUAGUAAACUAAGUAGGUUUACUAGCAAUCCAAGUAUUAAACAUUGGAAGGUCGUGGAAAGAAUAUUUGGAUAUCUUAAAAUGCCCAUAUAUUAUGCCUCCAAUAAUCUAUGUGUUCCUAAGAUACUUGAGGGAUAUUCUGAUACAAGUUGGAUAUCUGGUGUAGAAGAUAAUCUCUCCAUAAUUGGUUGGGUGUUCACUCUUGGUGGGGAUGUCGUUUCUUGGGGAUCUAAGAAAAAAACAUAUAUAAUUCACUCAACCAUGGAUUUCAAGUUCGUAGCUCUUAUAGCAAUCGGCAAAGAGGUCGAGUGGCUAAGAGAUCUCAUGUUAGAGAUACCAAAAACCGUGGUUGAUGUAUCAAGAAUUUUGAUACAUUGUGAUAAUCAAGCCACUUUCAUUGGAGCUUACAACAAAAUAUACAAUGGGAAGUCUAGACAUAUAAGUCUAAGACAUGACUACGUGAGAUAA